This is a messenger RNA of Pongo pygmaeus (Bornean orangutan), 2603 nucleotides long. RefSeq names its product CDK5 regulatory subunit associated protein 3 (gene CDK5RAP3). Gene Ontology annotation, biological process: regulation of mitotic cell cycle. Lineage: Eukaryota; Metazoa; Chordata; Mammalia; Primates; Hominidae. Gene Ontology annotation, cellular component: endomembrane system. The transcript has 14 exons. The record is from RefSeq and is a predicted model, not a curated record. Bases 163 to 1683 code for a protein of 506 amino acids.
GAGGCCUGUGGAGCGUAAGCCCUGAUUGGCUGUACGGAAGGCGGCGACGGGGCCGAAGGAGGCCCGUUUGUGUCUAAACGGAGGCUCGGCCACAACGCCACUGGAUUGGUGGUAGGGCGGGGCGGGCCAGAGUCUCCAGCCUGAAGCGGAAGUGGAGGAAAGAUGGAGGACCAUCAGCACGUGCCCAUCGACAUCCAGACCAGCAAGCUGCUCGAUUGGCUGGUGGACAGAAGGCACUGCAGCCUGAAAUGGCAGAGUCUGGUGCUGACGAUCCGCGAGAAGAUCAAUGCUGCCAUCCAGGAUAUGCCAGAGAGCGAAGAGAUCGCCCAGCUGCUGUCUGGGUCCUACAUUCACUACUUUCACUGCCUAAGAAUCCUGGACCUUCUCAAAGGCACAGAGGCCUCCACGAAAAAUAUUUUUGGCCGAUACUCUUCACAGCGGAUGAAGGAUUGGCAGGAGAUUAUAGCCCUGUAUGAGAAGGACAACACCUACUUAGUGGAACUCUCUAGCCUCCUGGUUCGGAAUGUCAACUAUGAGAUCCCCUCACUGAAGAAGCAGAUUGCCAAGUGCCAGCAGCUGCAGCAAGAAUACAGCCGCAAGGAGGAGGAGUGCCAGGCAGGGGCUGCCGAGAUGCGGGAGCAGUUCUACCACUCCUGCAAGCAGUAUGGUAUCACGGGCGAAAAUGUCCGAGGAGAACUGCUGGCCCUGGUGAAGGACCUGCCGAGUCAGCUGGCUGAGAUCGGGGCAGCGGCUCAGCAGUCCCUGGGGGAAGCCAUUGACGUGUACCAGGCGUCUGUGGGGUUUGUGUGUGAGAGCCCCACAGAGCAGGUGUUGCCAAUGCUGCAGUUCGUGCAGAAGCGGGGAAACUCAACGGUGUACGAGUGGAGGACAGGGACAGAGCCCUCUGUGGUGGAGCGACCCCACCUCGAGGAGCUUCCGGAGCAGGUGGCAGAAGACGCGAUUGACUGGGGCGACUUUGCGGUAGAGGCAGUGUCUGAGGGGACUGACUCUGGCAUCUCUGCCGAGGCUGCUGGAAUCGACUGGGGCAUCUUCCCGGAAUCAGAUUCAAAGGACCCUGGAGGUGAUGGGAUAGACUGGGGAGACGGUGCUGUUGCUUUGCAGAUCACAGUGCUGGAAGCAGGAACCCAGGCUCCAGAAGGUGUUGCCAGGGGCCCAGAUGCCCUGACACUUCUUGAAUACACUGAGACCCGGAAUCAGUUCCUUGAUGAACUCAUGGAGCUUGAGAUCUUCUUAGCCCAGAGAGCAGUGGAGUUGAGUGAGGAGGCAGACGUCCUGUCUGUGAGCCAGUUCCAGCUGGCUCCAGCCAUCCUGCAGGGUCAGACCAAAGAGAAGACGGUUACCAUGGUGUCAGUGCUGGAGGAUCUGAUUGGCAAGCUUACCAGUCUUCAACUGCAACACCUGUUUAUGAUCCUGGCCUCACCAAGGUAUGUGGACCGAGUGACUGAAUUCCUCCAGCAAAAGCUGAAGCAGUCCCAGUUGCUGGCUUUGAAGAAAGAGCUGAUGGUGCAGAAGCAGCAGGAGGCACUUGAGGAGCAGGCAGCUCUGGAGCCUAAGCUGGACCUGCUGCUGGAGAAGACCAAGGAGCUGCAGAAGCUGAUUGAAGCUGACAUCUCCAAGAGGUACAGCGGGCGCCCUGUGAACCUGAUGGGAACCUCUCUGUGACACCCUCCGUGUUCUUGCCUGCCCAUCUUCUCCGCUUUUGGGAUGAAGAUGAUAGCCAGGGCUGUUGUUUUGGGGCCCUUCAAGGCAAAAGACCAGGCCGACUGGAAGACGGAAAGCCACAGGAAGGAAGCAGCACCUGAUGGUGAUCUUGGCACUCUCCAUGUUCUCUACAAGAAGCUGUGGUGAUUGGCCCUGUGGCCUGUCAGGUGAAAACCACAGCUUCUUCUAAUUAGUAUAGCAGACUUCAUAAAAGAGGAAAAAACUCUUGCCUCAGUACUGACAGUUCCUUAUGCUGCUUCGCUGAGCCGGCAGUUGAGGCUUCGCACCUGUUUUCGUGGGGUUCUUGAUCCAGGUGGGCUCCCCGGGCCAUCAGCUGUCACUGUGGAGCCCCAAGUUGAGGACUUUUCCCCUUUGCUUCUGGUGAUAAGGAGGACCCCAGAUCUACAAAUGGUUCAGCAAGGGGCUCUGGGAUGGCUGCGUGUGGGCCCCUUUCCAUAACCAGGCCCAGGCCGCCCGACUCAGGCCAGAAGCCCGGGGGGAGCAGUCAAGCAGCAGCCUUGUUGGAGCCAGCAAAGCUGUAUUUUCCUUUUAAUCACAGCUUACCUCCAGGCAGAGGGAAAAUGCGGUUUGGGGAGGAGGGGUCUGAUAAACAAGGUGGAGACAGGAGCUGUCACCUUCCCUGGCUGCCUGUCCACUUCCUGCCCAUAACUGCCCGCUCUGUGAUCGGAUAGAGCCCACCCCAGGAUAGCAGCCCUCUCCCAAGCCACCUACCCAUUCCCAUUUCCCAGGAAGGGUAGGGGUUGGGGGUGGCCGGCAAUUCGAUUUUAAUUUCAUAGCAGAGCAGUUGAUUCAUGGCUCUUUGUCGCUGGCGUUGACUCCCGUAAUGACUUUCCAUCAAAAUGAAAAGUGGAGUGACACCA